UUUUUUUUGCUUAAUUAAUUGAUUCACGGGCUCAUCGUGCGUGUGUCGCGCGCAUGUGUCCAGAGUUGCAUGCACGGAUUAGAGCAAAUCCUUACAUGCAUUCUAAAUUAUUAAUCAGUUCAUAAUUGACUUGAUUUUUUUUUUCUUCUGUAAUCUGCAUGUAGAUGAUAAUGAUGCGUUAUGACGGAGUCUGUGAGCGGAGUGCACUACAAUAGGCUGUUGCAUAAGGAUGAAUGCAUUUGAUCAUGUGUGCCACUGCAUAGCUGAUUGCCUCAGUGCAGCUGCCUCAGUGCUGAAUGAUGCUGAUCGUUCAAACACCGUCCUGUCGCCAUGCACGCGCCUUACUCUGAGCGAGAUUAGCACUUUAUCUUCCUGAGAAGACUUUUUUCCAGGGCACGAGUGCACAACUUUACAGCUACACUUUGCUGCUUUUUUUUCCCCUCACUCUUUACAAAACUUCUGCAGAAUGCCCUCAGGUGCGCUUGAACUGAACAACUGCACACUUGUGGUCGCUUGACGUUUGGUGUGAGUUAUGUGAGUUCCUCGAGGUCCGGUUGCUCCGGGUUUGUGGGUUCAGAACUGUGCUCUGAGAGUCCCAGAGCGUUCUCACAGAACCAAGAGUUGUGAAGACUAAAAAAAACCUGGUCUCUCGUCAGUAACUGAUCUUCUCUCUGCUGAAUUCUGGCCUGCGAUCGGUCGUUGAUUAAUUUUCUGGAACAGCAGCUCAGACAGUAGUACAUCUGCAAGUCACAGGUUCCUAUGAAUAUUAAUGCGCUCCUUGCAAUACAUUAUCGUUUCUAUAGUAACAGCUCAUUCACAGGCGCCGGUCCAGCAGAUGCUCCACUAAUAAUAAACGGAUUAAAAAUAAUUGUCGAUGUGGUGCAGUUUUCUGUGAAGAGAUGAAGGAGUUUCUCGCACCCUUCCAGUCUCUGGUCAUGGAGAUGAAGACUAACACAGCAGCAGCAGAAGUUUGGAGUUCCUAUCACGUUCCACAGCUGAGUGGGAUUUUUUCUUUUUCAUCUCAGAAAACCUAAGUGAAAGUGAUGCAAAUUCUGAAUUGAAAACACAAACAGAAAAGGUGAAUUUCUCUUCCUCUAUUUCUUCUGGACGUCUCUGACAUGUAAAGUAUCAAGCAGCAUCUACUCACCGAGACCGAUCCUACUCUCGUACCCGGACGUCCAGGAGGAGUCCAAUUUAGAAUAUAUCAGAGCCUCCGGUCUGAGCGAUGGGUGUGGUCACUGAAGGAGAGGACGUUUUAGCACGAUGGAGCGACGGACUAUUAUACCUCGGCAACGUGAAAAGAGUAGACGUGGUCAAACAGUGCUGCUUGGUCAGAUUUGAGGAUAAUUCCGAGUUCUGGGUCCUCAGGAAAGACAUUCACUCCUUUUCAGCCAGUGGAGAGGAAGUGUGUUGUGUCUGUGACGGUCCUCCUCUUAAAGAGCCUCUAAUAAACUGUCUGAAAUGCCGCCACUGUUAUCACGCUCAGUGCCACACGCCGGCCGUGGACCCCGAGGUGGACAUCGACUCGUGGGUGUGUCGCCAGUGCGUCUUUGCCGUCACCACCAAGAGAGGCGGAGCCUUAAAGCGUGGCCGUUUUGCUCGCCUGAUGCAGUUGAUGAAGCUGAGGCUGCCGUAUCAGCUUUCCACUCUGGACUGGGACGCUCAGCACCUGACCAAUCAGCAGCAGUGUUACUGCUACUGCGCCGGACCGGGAGAGUGGAACCUGAAGAUGCUGCAGUGUGGCACAUGCGGUCAGUGGUUUCAUGAAGCCUGCACUCAGUGCCUGACCAAACCUCUGCUAUAUGGAGACAGGUUUUAUCACUUCCAGUGUUCAGUGUGUGCGAAUGGACCUGAGACCAUCCAGAGACUCCCCAUGACCUGGGUAGAUUUGGCCCAUUUGGUGCUGUAUCAUCUGUCCCUGUGCUGCAAGAGGAAAUACUUCGAUUUCGAUCAUGAAAUCAUGGCCUUCACUAACGAGAACUGGGAUUCUCUGCUGCUAGGCACGUUGUCGGACACACCUAAGCAAGAUCGCUGCCACAACCUGCUCAAUGCGCUAAACUCCCACAAGGACAGGUUCGUCUCGGGGAAAGAGAUCAAGAAGAAGAAAUGCCUCUUUGGUCUUCAAGUGCGAGCUCCGCCUCCUCUGUCCUCCGAUUCCUCACCCCUCAUCACCGAGCAGCCCAUCAACAUCACACACCGCAAAAGCCCGCUGUCGCUGCCAUGCCAGAGACGACCGGUGGGCUCUGAGUCUCGCAAAUCGAAGCGGCGCAUCAGCGAGACACUUCAGCAGCCGUGUCCACCUGCUAAUCAGAUCAGUCUGGUGCCAUGUUGUCACGGCUGCGUGAACGGUGCGAGCGUCUACAACUCCCGGAAAUCUGAGGAGGAACUAGCGCUGGGGUCACCUCCUAAGAGAAUGUUCCCUCUCUAUCACACGACGUAUAACGGAUCUCAGGGUCUUCCUCGAACUCUGCAUCACUACAGUGCCGAGGACCCUUGUCGACUUCCUGCUCCGUGUCUCCCGUUCUCCAUGACGUCCAGUCACCCUCCAGGGCAGCGGUUCGAGCAAUGUCCGUCUCUGUUCCUGCACGACGUGGCCCCCUACCCCAACGGAGUGAACCUGGAAGGGCACGCGGCGGCUCGAGGCUGGGGCGGAGGCGAGGCGGUGAGGAUCCUGGCCAGACGCGUGACGCCGGAUGGAAAGGUCCAGUACCUGGUGGAGUGGGGAAACGUCCGAGUUUAUUAGAAAGAGAGAAAAGAAAGGAAACUGUCCACGUUAGGGCGGAAAAAACGACACGAAUCCACGAGGCUCGGCUGCCGCUCGGCUCCGUGGGAUUAAACUGUUAGAAAUCAUCCCUCUGUCCUCUCCACGGCGUCUCCUGUACUUCGAAUACUGUUAGAAAACACCUUUAGAAUGCCUUGAACUUUACGAUCCGAUAUCUUUACGAUUUGUAUCCCAUAUAAAUAGAACUGAUAUAUUCAUCUUCAUUCCAUGUUUGGAUUUUUUUCAUUUUUAAAACGAGAGAAUUCUCAAACAUCAGAAUCUCUAACAAGAUGGAAGAAAGGAAGAAGGAAGGAAGAAGAAAGUCAUCCUGGAUUCAGUUCUCAUCUCAAGCCUCGUGAUGAUUUACCUCUUUAUUAUGCAAGUUUUUAUUUGAUAUGAUGGAUGAUGAGAAGAGUUCAUUUAGAGAUCCUCUGAAAUGUCCUGUAGCACUUCUCUUUUACUCUCAUUUUUUAUUUCAAUCUAUUAUUUUAGUGUGAAAUAGAUAGAAGUUUAUACGAGUGUAUUAUAUUUGCACAGCAACGUCUGAUGGUUAAAAACCCGGUAAUAUCUCGGAUCAAUUAAACAACACUUAAAGCAUUUAUUACUCGGGUUUUUUAAAUAUUAUCCUCAUAAAUAACUGUGUGCUGAAUAAAACAGAUGUCUAUUUAAUUUAAACAUUUUAUAUGCAUUUUAUUUAAGCAUUUAAUUAUUUACUCUACUGUAUUAUUUAAUUAUAUUAUACAUAUUACAUUUUUUAUUUUCAUUUUUAGAAUGAUGUUUUUAUUUAUUUUAUUUUUAUUUGUUUAUUUAUUUUAUUUUUAUGUUCAUUUAUGUCAGCAUUUACGCAGGUGUAUAUAGUUAAUUUUAGAAAUGUUUUUUAUUUUAAUUUAAAUGAUCACACAGACUUGUCUGACCCUUUUUUUUUUUUUUUUUACAUUUCAUUUCUUAUUUAUUUAUUUUUUGGUCUCAAUCGAUUCCUGCUGUCUGUAACUCCUGUAGAAGGAAUGCAACGUCGCAGGAUACUUUCUCCGGAAUAUUUCCUCAGAAAUGUAAACAAGUAAGGCAUCACGGUGACUUAGCGGUUAGCACUGUUGUCUCACAGCAAGAAGGUCCUGGGUUCGAGUCCCAGGUUCGAACAGGCACACUUUCUGUGUGGAGUUUGCAUGUUCUCCCCGUGCCUGUGUGGGUUUACUCCGGGUACUCCGGUUUCCUCCCACAGUCCAAAAACAUGUUCAUUAGGUUGAUUGGUAAUUCUAAAUUGCCUGUGAGUGUGUGUGGUCUAUAUGUGACCCUGUGAUGGACUGGUGACCUGUCCAGGGUGUACCCCUGCCUUUUACCCAAUGUGUGCUGGGAUAGGCUCCAGCAGAUCCCCAUGACCCUAAUUAGGAAUAAAGUGGGUGUAGAAAAUGGAUGGAUGGGUGUAAAAAAGUACCGAGAUACGACACCAGAGAUGACCUGUAAGGGAACUGGUCAGUUCUAGACAGAGAAACGAUCUCUCUGAACGAAGGAGGGAAAGAAUAGUGGAUGAAACGAACGUGUGUUUAUAUUUUUAUUUUUAUUGUAAUCGAUUCUCUACACCACAUGUGAAGUGUUUUAGACAGAAAAAUCAAUUCAGGGUUAACUCAAGGGACAAUACUAGUGGACCUUACCUUUUUUCUUUCCUUCUGUUUCUUCAUUUAGUUAUUUCUUCAUUUCUGUUCCCCAAAAAAAGUGUACAGUACUGUGUACAGCUUGAUGUAAUAAUGUAAUAAAAAAAAGUUGCUCAUCACAUCGUAGGAGGAAUCGAAAUGAGUAGCUGAUCCUCGUCCACCUCCUCCAUCCUCCUGAGAUCUUUGUGAAACAAAAACAGACGUGAAGAAUAAAAAAAAAAAAA
Messenger RNA from Hemibagrus wyckioides, 4634 nucleotides. It is a transcript of the gene phf1, whose product is annotated as PHD finger protein 1. Gene Ontology annotation, molecular function: chromatin binding; DNA binding. Bases 1226 to 2743 code for a protein of 505 amino acids. Gene Ontology annotation, cellular component: nucleus. Gene Ontology annotation, biological process: regulation of DNA-templated transcription; chromatin organization. The transcript is spliced from 15 exons. The record is from RefSeq and is a predicted model, not a curated record. Lineage: Eukaryota; Metazoa; Chordata; Actinopteri; Siluriformes; Bagridae.